CUGAGUGCCGGGCCUCCCGAGUCGAUGGGGGUGGGAGGGAAGGUGGUUCCCCGCGAGAGGAACGGGCUCUGUGAGGUCAGCGCGCCGCGGCCAGGGUCACAAUGCAGCCCGCCCCCUCGAUGCCCGGGGCGCGGCGAGCCGCAGACACCUGCCGGGCUCCGCCUGGACCGGAGCGUCCUCCCGCGGCCAGGGGUCCGGCAGCUGCUUCCAGCCUGGGACCGGCCUCGGCCUCCGGCAGAGCGCCCCGGGGCCUGGACAUGAGUGCCCAGGAGCCCCCGCAGGGUCGAAGAUUCCCCAUUGAGGCCGGAGACUCCCCUGGCCUUGCCGCCGCCCCCGAGUCCCAGGACAGCCCGGAGCCGGUGGCCACGGAGCACAACCCGGUCAGGCCGCUUCGACGCUGCCCGGGCUGCCACUGCCUGACGCUGCUGCACGUGCCCAUCGACGUCUACCUGGCCAUGGGCGGGAGCCCCCGGGCCCGCGCCACCUGAGUGCGCCUGCGCACGGCGGCUCCGCGGGAGCCGGGCGGGGACGAGGCCCGCAGCGGGCCACCACGCUGAGGUCGCGCGCGCCGAGCACGAGACAAUGAUGCACAUUUUAAAAUAAAAGAAUGAUGCACAUUUUAAUAAAGCACAGCAUAAACUGUUCUUUCCACUCCGGGCUGG
Mustela erminea (ermine) is the source of this 662-nucleotide messenger RNA. RefSeq names its product family with sequence similarity 229 member A (gene FAM229A). NCBI's taxonomy places the organism in Eukaryota, Metazoa, Chordata, Mammalia, Carnivora, Mustelidae. The coding region runs from base 102 to 488 and encodes 128 amino acids. The transcript has 3 exons. The record is from RefSeq and is a predicted model, not a curated record.